Molecule: messenger RNA, 1007 nt
Organism: Parathielavia appendiculata
Lineage: Eukaryota; Fungi; Ascomycota; Sordariomycetes; Sordariales; Chaetomiaceae
Exons: 1
Coding region: 378-836 (152 amino acids)
Source: RefSeq, a predicted model, not a curated record
GCCGGCGCUACGGGUAAGUCGCUCGACGACCUGAUCCUCGGUAUAAACCGCUUUACAACCGAUUACCCCGGCGAGGUUAUCGUAUCAACAACCGCUACCCUCCGAACCUCUCCGAGAACCCAACCUUCGAUAAGCGCCCUAUCAAGGAGUUUAUAGACGCCAACGACGGUAAGGGCAGCGUCCUUAUCUUCACCGACGGCCGACUCCGCGACAUCCCCGAUCAACGCCCUUAGUCCGGCAUCUACUACCUCUCCACCUACUUGUCGCGCGACGACUACUUGGCCAAUGAGCUCCCCACCGACAUCAACGCCGACAAGCAACUCGCCCGGCUGCACUCCCACACCCCCGACAACAACAGCACGGGCACCUACUUCCUCAUGCAGUGGCAGGUGACGCCCAGCGCGUUCGACGUCUCGCUGCUUCCGACUAUAAUCCAACUCAUCGCUAAACAGGAGACCAACCCGGCGCUGUACCACUACGGCGUCAACAAGCUCACGCCCGAGCACUUUUCGACCGUGAUCCUGCACGAUGCCGUUGGGCUGUUCCACGUUAGCGACCUGGGCUUUGAAAAAUACAACCCUAUGAUGCAGCCGCUGGUCAUUAGGCUGAACCUGUAUAUGGUCAACCAGAACUGCAAGGUCAGCAGCGUCAAGCACCUGCUGCGGCAGGGGCUGCGGCGAGGGGUUGACGCGCUGGCUAGCGUCUUUUCGCUGGCUUCCUUUCCGACGACCAAGACUCUUAGGAGCGGAUUCUGGACCUUUAGCGGCGUCAUUUUUGUCAAUGGCACUGUUCUGGACCUGGCGCCUCUAGGGUUCUGCCGGACGUGCACGUUCUAACAAUACCGUGGCGGUUGGCCAUCCCGUGGUGAAUGGGACGGCUUGGGCGAGGAGGUGGAGACGGGAAGCGCUGUCGGAGCCAGUGGCUGUGUAGUAAGUUUUGUCUUCGGGAACUGAAUGCCCCUAGGGUCGGUGGAUUAGAUUGCAGGUCAGGAGCUGGACACGCGAAGC